Molecule: messenger RNA, 3821 nt
Organism: Linum tenue
Lineage: Eukaryota; Viridiplantae; Streptophyta; Magnoliopsida; Malpighiales; Linaceae
Source: the annotation of a GenBank genome assembly
CGGGAUUUGGCGAACAAAACCCUCGCGCUUCCUUCUCCCUCCAAAGCCGACCAUCGGUUGAAGCAGAAGUCACCCUUGCCGUCUCCCUCUCGUCCGGCGCCUUCUCCCUUCUCUCUUAUCUUGCUGGAAUAGAUAAAAUAAGGAAGCUCCUCUUCAUCGUCAACUGCUUCCUCUGUUUAGGCUGGUUUUUUUAAGGAGCGAGAAGGAAUAAAUGCCUUCAAAGACUAAGAAGCAACAGUCCAAAGGACAGUCUAGGCUGUCGAAUUCGGAUUUUUCUGCAUCUUCGCCUCGGACACCGUCUUUCACACCAUCUCCGAGUUCUCAACUUGAUGAGGAAGAUGUAUCCUUCUCUUUGGGAGAAGCAUCGAGCAGAUUCCCCCAUUUGAUUGACAAAUCCGCUUUGGUUGGCCGAAUUACCGAUGUAGUGCCUGAUUCUAGAGGUGGUAAAAUCUGGCUCUCGGAGUCUUCCAUGGUUGCUUCCUCUAUUCUCCCUGGCUCUGUUGUCUCGGUCUCAGUUGCUGCUUCAGCAAGUAAUGCUUUUCCUCUCAGAGAAAUAUCGAGUGAAUCCAGUACACAACUUGGCCUGGACUCGAUGGAUGAACUGACUUAUGCAGCUGGAAACUACUUUGCACUUGCUACUGCUUUUCCCUCGUGCAAGGUCGUAAAGACUGGAGUGCGGUUGUCCACAGAUCUGUGGUACACAAUGGGGUGUCCUGUUUCUGACACGGUUGCUUAUAUUUAUCCUAUAGACCAUACUAGUCAGAUGAAUCAAAUUAAUAAACGAGAUGAUAGAGCCAAACUAUGUAUUAGCCAUUGCAAUGAGUUGUACUUGGACCUAGCCCCUUUGAAGGAUAGAGUGCAAAUGAUAAGCGGAGGAAAACCACAUGAUUCAUCUGCAAAUGGUGUACUUUCAUCUCCUAGGACACCAUCGUGUCAAACAAAGCAAAGAUCUCCUAGUUCUUCUGGUCAUGUAGCUUCACCAAAACCUGAAGAAGCAGGGUUUAGUUUAUCAUAUCCCCAGGGUACAUUUGCUGAUUCAUUUGAGAUUAGCGAGGUACUUAAGGAUGAAAAUGCAAAAAAGCUUCUGCAGGUGUCUGCUGCUUCAUGGUUAUGCUCUCGUAUUUUGAUUUGUGGGAACCUUGUUGCCAUCCCAGUGAUGUCGGAGCUCGUCAUUUUCCGUGUAACGAAUUAUAGCAAAUUUACAGCUAAUGAUGACGGCCAAGCCAUGAUAGGCGAAAGGAACAGUAUUUACUUCCAAAAACCGAAAUUGGUAAACCUUGGGAAUGAUGCUAUGCUCUUGAAUCAUGAAACACAAGUGUACUUUUGUAAGCCAGAAAACUCAGCAGAUGAAACCCCUAAGAAAAGGAUGUUUCCAUCUAUGCAAAUUGGAAGUGAGACUGGGAAAAGCAUUAGACAUGAUGUGCCGAAAUUAGGUGGCCUAUGUGAAGAAUAUGCUGUUUUGAGGCAGAUAAUUACAUUUUCAAUGGACAACACUUUAUCAAGUCUUGGUUUACGAGCUAUGAAGGGAGUGCUUCUUCAUGGCCCACCUGGCACUGGAAAGACCUCUUUGGCUCGACUAUGCGCCCAUGAUGCAGCUGUAAAAAUUUUCACUGUCAAUGGACCCGAGAUAAUUAGUCAAUAUCAAGGAGAGAGUGAGCAAGCAAUGCGUGAAGUGUUUGAUUCUGCAAGCCAAGCUGUACCUGCUAUGGUGUUCAUUGAUGAGUUGGAUGCCAUUGCACCUGCACGCAAAGAAGGAGGUGAUGAGCUAUCUCAAAGAAUGGUAGCCACACUAUUGAAUUUGAUGGAUGGUAUUAGUAGGACUGAUGGGGUGCUCAUUGUUGCUGCAACAAAUAGGCCUGAUAGCAUUGACCCUGCUCUGAGACGGCCUGGAAGACUUGAUAGAGAGAUUGAAAUAGGUGUUCCAUCAGCUCAACAGCGAUUAGAGAUACUCCAGACUAUUCUUGGUGAAAUGGAACAUUUAAUUUCAGAUUUGCAAGCCAAAGAUCUUGCCAUGACCACACAUGGCUUUGUAGGUGCUGAUUUAGCUGCACUCUGUAAUGAAGCCGCCUUGGUAUGUCUUAGGCGUUAUUCCAAACUAGUAGACAAAUCUGGCAACAACUCGCAUUUCGACACAUCAUCUUGUGCAGAUUCUGGAUCUCAGAGUGUCUCUAAUUUACCUGUUUCCUCACAAGUUCCAGCAUCUUCUAGCUUAAGUGCUGCUUUCUCAUCAGUGGCCGAUAAUAUUGAUGAUCGUAUAAGUAAUGAUCGUGACAACGUGUUUCCAGUUGAAGAAAAGUUAUUAAAAGUUGUGUUUGAAGAUUUUGAAAAGGCCAGGACGAAAGUGAGGCCUAGUGCCAUGCGAGAGGUAAUACUAGAGGUACCAAAAGUUAAAUGGGAAGAUAUUGGUGGCCAGAGAGAAGUGAAAGCUCAACUAAUAGAGGCAGUUGAAUGGCCUCAAAAACAUCAGGAUGCGUUCCAACGCAUUGGCAUACGUCCCCCAAGUGGAAUUUUGAUGUUUGGCCCUCCUGGUUGUAGUAAAACCCUCAUGGCACGUGCAGUAGCAUCUGAGGCUGGAUUGAAUUUCUUUGCUGUCAAGGGUCCAGAACUUUUCAGCAAAUGGGUUGGUGAAUCUGAAAAGGCUGUAAAGUCCCUUUUCGCAAAGGCCAGGGCAAAUGCCCCAUCAAUUAUUUUCUUCGACGAGAUUGAUGCUCUUGCUGUCAUCCGUGGGAAGGAGAGCGAUGGAGUUUCAGUAUCUGACCGCGUCAUGGCUCAACUUCUGGGUGAAUUGGAUGGUUUGCACCAAAGGGUGAAUGUUACGGUUAUUGCAGCCACAAACCGUCCAGACAAGAUUGAUCCUGCCCUUUUAAGGCCAGGACGCUUUGAUCGAUUGCUAUACGUGGGACCUCCAAAUGAGACAGAUAGGGAAGCCAUAUUUUCUAUCCAUCUAAGGAAACAUCCUUGCAGUUCAGACAUCAAUAUGAAACAACUAGCUAGUCUAACACAUGGUUACACAGGAGCUGAUAUAUCAUUUAUAUGCCACGAAGCAGCAAUUGCAGCGCUCGCGGUUCUUUCUUUAACUCCUGUUCUUUUUCAUAUAACUUGUUUGCAUGUUCUUCACUUGUUUCCUGAUUUUGAGAACUUUGUUUACUACCAGGAAAACAUUGAUGCAUUGGAAGUAACAAUGCGGCAUUUGAAGCAUGCAAUUGGAAAAGUCAACCAAUCGCAGGCUCAGUCUUAUGAAAUGUUAUCUGCUAGAUUUCAGAGGCUCGUUCAAACGAGUAAUGGAGAAGAUGAAUCAAUAUAGUAAGAUCGAGGUAGUUCAAUUUUGUAAGUGCAUCUGGUAAAUAGCUCAAUAUUCGGCCAAGUUUUCUCAUGUGUAUUGUAAGUCCAUCACCAAGAGACAAGCUUAAGGCCCUUCUUAAUGGUGGAUAGCCCCCCUGUUUGGAUGGAGGAGGAAUUCGAGGGAGAUCUUACAAACAUGGCUUGAUCUUGGAUGCAACUCAUUGUUAGGUUUUACUGGUAGUUUAUUCUUGGAUGCUACUUUUGAGCUGAUGGGUUUUGGGUUUUCUAAGGUAGGGUGAGAAUGGGAAGUAUAAUCCUUCGUACAGAUGUGGAUGGAUGCAGAUGUUCUUUUCUGGUGUGAAAUCUCAUGCCAGAUUUUGUCAAAUUUGCUAUACUUCUCAUAAUUCUUCAUGCGAGGGGGAAAAACGAUGACUGAAACGGAGGCAAAUUCGGAUUAUGAGAGCCACCUAGUCCUGUUUAGUGGCCUGAAACGAUUAAAGCUUCUUAAAUAUACUAGCACAAUGCCCAACCAACAAGAG